CGGAAUUAUGUGAGGUCGAAUGUUGCAGUGGAUAGAUUAAUCUUCCUUUUGCUUGGCAUCGGAAAAUUAGGGUUUCCUCUCGCUCUUCUGAAUCGUAUUCAAUCGGGAUGGAGAACAGUGACAUUGACAUGGUGAUCAGCAUACCUGACACACCAGACAGACCUGUAGUGCGUCGUGCUUCCGUAAGCAGAGAGGCUAACAAAAGACAUCGUUCUCCAGAAGCUCACGAGAACAACGGACAUCGCUCUCGUCAUUACCCCAACAACGGCAGAGCCACCAGACCACCAGCCUCCGAAGCUCCUGAGAACAACAACGGACAACAUCAUCGCUCUCGUCAUCCUUCUGGAAGCAACGCUCUGUUUAGGAGAGCCGUUGUUGAAGCAGCUUCCGAUACGCAAACUGAGAACGGACAUCAUCGCUCUCGUGCUUCCGGAAGCAACGCGCUGUUCAGGAGAACGUCGGUUGAGAAGGAUAAAGGGAAAUCCAUCUGCGUUGAUCCUCCUCCCCCUGCUCGGGUUGAGAGAGAUCAGCGUAACGGACAUGCUCUGUUUACUAAUGAAGAUGUAAGAGAAUCACGCACAAGGAAUGAUGGUUAUUCUUCUCCUAAUAAGGGUAAAGGAAUAGUAGUGGACUGUGGCUCUGUUUCCAAUAGAGAAACGAUUAACCUUUCCAGUGAGAGGAAACCCGUUAGAAGCACUAGAAGACUGGUUAGAAACGGCUGCAUAUCUCCACAUGGAAUAGCAGCUAGAGCUAGACAAGGUGUUGUUGAUGUCACCAAUAACUCCAGGGAUACAGUUAGUGUUGAACAGGAACUAGCUCUUGAAGCUGCUGCAUCUUCCAUUGACAUUAGGGAGAUUGUUUCUGAUAAUAAUCAUGUUCGCGGAAGAGCUAGAGGAAAAAGACCAGAGAUUCCCCCAAGCAGGGUGGCUAGUAGAGAUGCUGCCUUGGAGGGAUGGGUUAGUACGCGCAGCCGGAGUUUAAAUAUCAACCAUGAAAGGGAUAGGAGGAGGGAUGAGAGUGACACUCGUGGUGCUAGUAGUUUCGUUUCAGGACUUGAUGUGCUGGAAAGUGGUGCAGUUGACAGAGAAGGUAGACCACAACGGCGGCGGAAAAAUGGACUUACUCCUUCGAGGUUUGAGCCAGAGGUUUCUGUUAUUGGAACUUCUAACGAACCAUCUAGCAGCUCGAGGACACAUAACUAUCAAAGACAAGGCAGACAAGUGUUGGAAAUCGAAGAUUCAUCUCCUGAGGCAAGGUUCUCCCGGGCUCCUAGACGUGUUGAAAACGAUGAAUCUGAUGACGUGAAAGCAAGACAGAUAGAAGCAGAUGCGCUGAUGGCUCGUGAACUGCAAGAACAGAUGUACGCAGAAUCCACAUUGAGAACCGAGCAGAUGGACGAAACCAUAGCCAGGUUGAUGGAACAAGAGGAGAACUCUCUCCGUCCUUCUUCUAGUCGCGCUUCUACUCGUAGCACCAGAAACUCUACUAAUACCGUUGCGGCAGAUCCAGGUGGGAGUAGUCGCGUGGAAGAACGACCGCAACAACAUUCUUCUAGGAGGCGAAUGAAUCAUCCACAUACUCGUCGUGCUACUUAUAGAGCACCACCACGGGUUAGAUCUCGACUAUUAGGCCCUCCACAGCUACACGGUGCUAUGAAUUUCAAUUUUCCAAGUGGCAUGGGCUUAGAUUCGAGAAUAGAUUUUCUGGAGAAUCUGGAGAAUGUCUUUGGACACAGCUUCAACAACAGUAAUCUUCUUCACAUGGAUCGUGACUUUACUGAAGAUGAUUACGAGUUGCUUCUAGCUCUUGAUGAAAACAACCAUCAGCAUGGUGGUGCUUCUACUAGUCGCAUUAACAACUUGCCAGAGUCCAUAGUUCAGACAGAUAAUUUUCAAGAAACCUGUGUUAUCUGUCUGGAAACACCGACGAUUGGAGACACUAUUCGUCAUCUUCCUUGUUUUCACAAAUUCCAUAAAGAUUGCAUUGAUCCAUGGCUAGGACGGAGUAAAGCAUGCCCGGUUUGUAAAUCCUCCGUCACUUGAACAAGUUUUGCAGGCACACCGGAUGUUGUUUAGAAAAUUACCAUUGUACCUGUUCGAGCGGGUGAUUUGAUUCUAGGGAUCAUCCUCUCUCUCUCUCUCUCUCUGGAAUCAUGUUGCUGAUAAAAGCAAACAUUGAUCGUCUCCGUCUCGAGUUUGAAACACUCAUGAAACAGGGGUUUUACACCCGAUAAAGUGAAUUGGUUUACUGUGUUUAAUACUCCUUUAGCUGAGAGCUGUUCUGUAGAUUAAGCUGUUGAUUAUCAUCCUAUUAAUUAAAGAUUAAUCUUUGUUUAAACUUAUACUACGGCUCUUUCUU
Molecule: messenger RNA, 2358 nt
Organism: Raphanus sativus (radish)
Lineage: Eukaryota; Viridiplantae; Streptophyta; Magnoliopsida; Brassicales; Brassicaceae
Product: probable E3 ubiquitin-protein ligase RHG1A
Exons: 9
Coding region: 108-2042 (644 amino acids)
Source: RefSeq, a predicted model, not a curated record